AUGUACAAUAAAAUAAUUUAAAAAAAUUCAUUAUUAAUCUGUUUGGUUAGUGUUUGGAAUAGUCCAUGCUCGUAUUUCGAAAUUUUAGUUCAUUAAUUUCUCUUUGAUUAAAUCUCUGGUUUUAAGUUUUUACUUNUAUUUACUUAAAAAGUGAUGGAAUCUACUCAGAAAUAAAUUAAGGAAUUCAUUCAACUAGUAAUUUCUUAAUAUUUAUCAUUUAAAGACUUUUCAGAAAAACGUAUAUGAUGUUUAAAUAAUGAAUAUCCUUAUAAUUGAUAGAAAUUCUCAAAGAGUAGAUGAAUUCAUUAAAUAUAAUUUUAAAUAUGUCUUUAUGUGUCAAAAUAAAAGUUUGUGGAUAUUAUUUACAUAAAUAAGGAUUCUUUAUUCAAGUAAUAAUGAACAAGUCUUAAUUAAUAAAGGAUCUUUUAGUGAAGUAUUACGAUUCUAAAAGCAUAUACAAAAAAACGAUUAUAAUCUCUUAUGUAAGAAUACUAAUAAUAUUUCCAAGUAUACAAAUCAAUGUGUUCUUUAUCCAAUCUUUAACCAGAAUCAAAAAUUAUUAGGUAUCUUAGAAAUAAGUAUUACUGUAAGUGAGAGAAUAAUUGAUAAAAAUUUAAAAAUAAAAACGACAUUAUUGUCAGGAACACUUAAAUUUGAUUUCAUGGUUUAAAAUGCCUUUGAUGAUUUUCUAUUAAGUAAAGCCCAAUAUGAAUUAUAUAAAUAUAGAAGAUAUUGUAUGGAGUCAAUCUUAACUAUUUCAAUGAUAGCCUCUUAUUUUGUUAAGCACAAUUCAUUUAUUACUUAUAAAUCAAUUAGUACUAAUUGGGAUUGUAUGACUCAUAAAAUGCAAUUACUUAAGGAAGAGUUUUAGUCAACCAAUUAUUUUAAGUAAAAAAGUUAUUGAAAAAUUAGUUUAUGAUCGCUAAAAGGUAUAUACGCUUAACAAAUUACUGAAUUAAUAGUUAUGAACAUGAGAAAAUCAAUAGAGUUUGAUGAAACAAUAGAUUUGGAUCCUAUCUUGCCUGUUCUAAUAUAACCUAAUAUUUAUGAUAAUUAAGUUAAAGCUUUAUUUGAAGUUCUAGUGUAAUAACGAAAUCUUCGAAAAUACGAAUAAGAUAAAAUAUGCUUGGCAGUUCGACUAUUGUUGGAUUGGAUUUAUGUUUUGAGAUGA
Paramecium primaurelia is the source of this 1171-nucleotide messenger RNA. Lineage: Eukaryota; Ciliophora; Oligohymenophorea; Peniculida; Parameciidae. The record is from the annotation of a GenBank genome assembly.